Sporothrix schenckii 1099-18 is the source of this 339-nucleotide messenger RNA. RefSeq lists its product as uncharacterized. The transcript has 2 exons. The record is from RefSeq and is a predicted model, not a curated record. Bases 1 to 339 code for a protein of 112 amino acids. Lineage: Eukaryota; Fungi; Ascomycota; Sordariomycetes; Ophiostomatales; Ophiostomataceae.
AUGUCGUCGAGCCUCUCUUGGCAGUGUCUUGAAGCAGGAUGCUCUGUGCCUGAUGCGCGGUCUGGCUGGGCACCGGUUCACAGCGUGAGCCUCUCUCUGAACCCUUGUACUGGCCCUGGCGCCCAAUAUUUGUCAACGGGAGACGGUGUUGGUCCAGCCCUCUGUGUUUCGGGAGUUGCCAAACGAGCAGAGGGAGGAGGGAGGCGAAGGAGGCGAAGAGAGCACACGCCAAGACGGUCACACGCUGUAGAGCUUGGCGAUGCUUCAAGACUGGAGAAUGCACUGGCACCGUUGCUGGCCUCGAAGCAGGCAGUCUGGCGCACAUCCGUCUUGGCUUAA